Messenger RNA from Porites evermanni, 6965 nucleotides. Lineage: Eukaryota; Metazoa; Cnidaria; Anthozoa; Scleractinia; Poritidae. The record is from the annotation of a GenBank genome assembly.
UUAGAAGAUACACCACCUCCAUUACCUGAGAUUCCUGAACAUGCAACAUACAUCUUAGUUGGAGCUGGAACAGCAUCAUUUGCUGCUUACAGGGCCAUUAGAAAAGCUGAUAACAAUGCUAAGGUACAUGUAUUUAUGUAUUAUUCUCAAGUUUGUUUAUCCCACUAUGUUCAAUGACCAAAAUGUCCUGGCCAAUGUUAUGGAACUCUGCUGUUCCAUAGGGUUGACUUCCAAAUGGUAAUUUAGGGUCAGGGUCAAACUUGUGCUAAUUUCCCAUAGUAGAUCAUGUCAUCCUCUCAGAGGGUUUGUCUUGUUGGAAAUAAAUGUUGCCUACCAUCAUAUGAUCUACAGUACAUUGGGUACCAUAACAAUGAAGUGGAUUACUUCAAUUUAUUGAUCCUCCUGAGGAAAGAUCACAACUCUGAUUUCUCUGUGUUUAGGUACUGAUAAUUGGUGAAGAGGAAUACCCACCAUAUAUGAGACCUCCACUAUCAAAAGAGCUGUGGUAUUGUGAUGAUGAUGAACUUGUCUCCCAACUGAAGUUUAAACAGUGGAAUGGAAAAGAAAGGGGGUGUGUGUUUAAUAUUUUCAUUUAUGUAGGGUUAGUACUGGAGCUUUAAAAAUCACAGAAUGUUUAGAGGACCUGUACAAUUCAGUGAAAGCUCAGUUAUCCAGACACAUCAGGACUGGGGUAAACAGUCUCAAAAGUUCAGAGUCCAUUUGUUGCUCAUCUUUUUCUCAUUUCAUUGUUUCUAACAGAGGAUAAUUCAGCGGCACUUGCCAAGUUUGUUCAUCUUUUUUGGUGGCAUGAUCAGGGGCUCAGCAUCAGUGUUAGUGGCACUUGCUCUCCAAAAGGAAAUUAGUUAUUGAUCAGAAGCUCUUUUCGUAUCUUGAAUAAACAAUAAUCAUGUCCUCUAAAUAUUAAUUAUCUUCCUGAUGAUUUUUAUUUUGAAAAUUAAACCAGAGAAGUCUGGAUACACUGUAUGUGAGGUGCCUAUUCAUUGUAAUCGGUUGCAGAUAGUUGAAGUUUGACUUUAGGAUAUCUUUAUUUUGUAUUUCUUUUCCUGUUGCAUACAUUGUAGAAUCUUUUUUGAGCCAGAAGCAUUUUUCUGUAAGCCUGGUGAACUACCAAGUAAAGAGGAAGGAGGUGUGGCUUUACUAAAGGGUAAAAAGGUAAGGAUAUUUGAAAGUAGUAACAUUCUCAAUGUUGCCAAUAACCUCUUUUUUAAACCUCACUGAUUGUCCUUUCUCUAGGUCGUAGGAAUUAAUAGCAAAGAGCAAAAAGUCAAGUUAGAUGAUGGAACAGAAAUUGGAUAUGACAAAUUGCUCUUGGCCCCAGGUUUGUUGCUAGGAACAGAAAUUAUUUUCUUACACUCUUUCUGGUAGAAUGUUAAAAUCUUGCAGACUUCAAACCUAUGGUAAACAUGAUAAUAAUAAUAAUAAUAAUAAUAAUAAUAAUAAUAAUAAUAAUAAUAAUAAUAAUAAUGGUAAUAAUAAAAAUAAUAAUAAUAAUAAUAAUAAUAGUAAUAUAUUUAACGAUAAUAUUAUAAUAUUUAAUGAUAAUGACAAUAAUAAUGAUAACACUUUAUUUUCUACUACCGUAGACAACUAAAAGAAUAUGAUAAUGAUAAUAAAAUGGUAAUUUGGAAGAAGGAGAAUUCUUAUACCAGAAAGCUCAGAAAAAAUAAUCUGAGGUGAGAAUCGAACUCAUGACCCUCUGAGUUCUAGUUCAGAUGCUCUAACCACUGAGCCACUGGAGGCUCUAUAACAAUGAUAAUAAUACUGCUCAGUAGUUUUCACUCCAUCUCAUUUGAAUUCUGGGAAUUUAUAACACUUUUUAGUAAACCAAAAUGGGAUUCAAAUGGAUAUUAAUCCUUCAGGAGCACCAGAUAUUUUGCAGUAACUAAAAAAAAAACAAAAACAACACAGAAAAUUUAAUAUUUUUGUCAUUUCUUGCUGAGUGAUAUCAAUAUUAUUUCAUCUCAGGUGGCAUCCCAAGAAAUCUUCCUAUUUUUGAAAACAGCAGUGAUGAAGUUAAGAAAAGAAUAACCCUCUUUAGAAAGGUGAGAACAGUCUUUCCCAUAGUUUUGUUUUGUAUACAUGUAUGAAGACUUUUCUUGCCUACAGUGUUCUGACAUGAUUUUAACAACCAUAUUAUUAGAUUAUAGAGCUCUACAGCUUAACUCACUAUCAACAGUUCAAAUGAAAUGUAAAUCAGUAGUUAUCCCACACUUAGUUGCUUUCACUGAAGCUUUGUAACCUUUUAAUGAUCUGUCAUUCCAAGAAUAAAGCACCUACUCCUUCAAAAUUAAUUUUGGCAGGAAAUUAGACUCAAAAUUCGUCAAGCAGGACAAGUUGACCUAACUUAGUUGCCCUCUUGGUCCGCUUCAGAACCUAUCUCACUUAAGCUUGCUUAAUUAAUUAUUCCAUUCUUUAGGAUUACAGGAUUACUGACAAACACUUCCCCCAUAUUUCUGAUCAAAAGAGGUCAUCUUUGUGCAAGUCUGAGGCGACAAGUGUACAGUCACAUAUUCUGUGCACAUUUACAUACAUCCCUGCCUAAUGCUGGCCAGUUAUCAACAACUCUUAUGUUAUUUGCAUGGAUAGAUAACAUCAUUCUCUGAACAUCGUCUUAGUGCUUGACCUCUUGGGCUUAGUACUAUAGAAAUGAAUAUUUAUACAUUAUUUGUUCUCAGAUUGUGGAUUUCAAAGAUCUUGAUGAUGCUAUAAAGGAGGCCAAGUCUGUUGCUGUUGUUGGUGGAGGAUUUCUGGGAAGUGAAUUGGCCUGUGCACUUGGCCACAGAGGUUUAGUCUCAAAAGAUCGUAUUGUGCUAAAUACAGUUCUUUUUGCUAAAUUCAACUUUUAUCAGAUGAAGGAUAAUCUAGUUUGGCAGCAUCUGCUGUUACAUACAAUGUCCAAGAAGUUACUAUACAUGUUCUGUUUAUUCAGUUAUUAAGAUAGCAUUAAAAUCAAGGACAAGUUCAGGGCUGUCACCAAGAGCUGGUGCUGGCAGCUACUAUGAGCGUGAUCCGUGGCUACUCUUAUAUGAAAUAAAAGGAAAAUGGAACCAAAAGAACUUCCUAGCUUUAUUCUUCAUCUUCUGGGUGUAUGCAAUUAGUAUAAUUCCUCUCCUACUAAUUUCAUACACCCAGCAACUUGAAAUUUUAGCGACAGCCCUGAAGGUACAGACACCAGUACAACUGUAUGUUUUCAAAACUGAGCUGCAAAUAACAGUCACCCAUUGGACAAUAUCCAACUUUUAUUUGCACCCUGAUUGGAGAAGCUUGAUUUUCCUUACUUGUUAGUUCACAUUCAAUGAUAUUUUGUUUUUUCAAUCAGGUAAGAAAACUGGUAUGAACGUCCUGCAGAUAUUCCCAGAGGAUGGUAAUAUGGGCAGAGUUUUACCCAAAUAUUUAACAGAGUGGACAACAAAUAAAGUGAGAAAAGGUGAGAAAAGAAGAAUACAGUGUACCUACAAAGUUGCUAACACUUCACUAUUUAAACAUUUGUUAAGUAAAAUAUCUUGUCUGUAUCAAGCUUGAUUUAGGGCAUAAAAUUUUGUAUAGGCUUCCUUGUCAUUACUGCUUUGAACAUUUGUAAAUAAUUUAGUUAGAAUAGUGUCUAUUAUCUUUAAUAUAUUUUAAAUUUCUUGUAUAUUAUUGAUGUAUUCUUAUGUGGUUAAUGGCAAAUAUUAUAAAUCAAUGAAUGUAUAGGGAGCUUAAGCAAAGAUGUUUUUUGAGCAAUGCAGCAGUUUUGCUGAAACUUCUGACAUAUCAUCUCUUUGAGAAUAAACACACUUGGCAUUUCAAACUUGGCAGCAUCAAGGCAUUUUAAAGAGAAAACUCUUCACCUCCAGUUGACCUGCCUCUCCCAAAAACGCCUUUGCUCAAGCUCCCCAAUAUUUAAUUGAGUACAACUGUGUAGUGGACGUGCAUUCUUUGUGGGAGUGGUUGAGGCACAAAUAUUAAUCUAGGCGGCUCAUGCCUCAGUAGGUUCUUACAGCAGUGUUCUUACCAGGAUUUCGUACACUGAGUCCACAGCACCCAUUGAGAAGCUAAAAGGGGGUCAUGAGGGAGAAAAGCGAUAGAUACAGUUAACUCAACGUUUUCACAGGUCUGAGUCUAAUAAAGAUGGGUGUUUUCUAAAGACCCCAAAACCAAUUAAAUUUUGGCUUAUAUUGUAAGGAAAUGUACAUACAUUUGUAUGUGUACAUGUACAUACGCUUACUUACGUUUUGUAAUAGUUUUUUUUCUUUUUGUGCCUUAGGGACCCUUUGGGCUAAUUAUAGUGCGGCACUUCCUGAAAAAGUGUUGCGUUCUGAUAGGAAUAUGCAGCUGUUAGUAACUGGAUCUUCUUGUUGUGUUACAACCUAAAUACAGCCUUAAGUUUCAGCCGUUUGAAGCGCUUGUGACCUUCUUGUGUCUGUACUUAUUACACCACCUAAAGCAUUCAGUUUUCUUAUCAGAUUUUCCUUAUAUUUUUAUAGAGGGUGUGAAUGUAAUUCCGAAUUCCACAGUGGAACAUGUCUCAUUCAAAGACAAUCAAGUUAAUCUUAGGUUAAACAGUGGAGAAGAGGUGAGAUACUAGUACCUUUAUUUUGCUUUGAUGUUGAAAGAGAAAGCUAGAGUGCUUACCAUUUACACAAACCACUUGUUUGAAAUCUUGCAUGUAAACAAAAGUACUUAACUAUAAAAUUUGAUGUGAUGGGGGAGAGUGACCCAUCACAAAGUAUGUCUAUAUCAGUUGAACAGAUGGCUAAAAGUGUAGAAAAUUGCAUCACCUCAAAUCACAGCCCAUAUUUUCUGAAGCUUCGUAAACAAAAUGGCAUGAAUCAUUUGAUUUUCUAACCAGAAUUUGUGGUUUUCCCAUGUCAAUGGUACGUACCCCUGGUCAUCAAUACAUUGUUACUGGUCAGGAAGUAUUCAGUGUCUACUUCCUGAUAGCCUGUGUACAGCCGCCCCUCCCCUCAAAAAAAUCGAUUUUUUUUAGGGGAGGGGCGGCUGUACACAGGCUACUUCCUGAGAUCUUACGUUUGUUGAAUCUAUUUACUGGGCUCUCUGGAAACCAGGGUAAAACCCAUCUCAUAAAGGUCCUUUUAAGAAGAGUUGACUUCAGUAGAAGUUUAUUUUUACAGGUUUGUAGCAACACUGUCAUUGUAUCUUAGCAAAUGUUUAUCUUGCAGCUCCAAGCAGACCGAGUGAUUGUUGCAGUAGGCCUGGAACCAAAUGUUGAGCUUGCCAAUGUUGCUGGUCUCGAAGUGGACCCAAUUCUUGGAGGUUUCCAUGUCAACUCUGAACUACAAGCCAAGUCUAAUAUUUGGGUGGUAAGAAGGCAAAAGAUGACUGCCAUUGGACAGAGACUGGCUAAAUGCCUAGUAGUUGUUUCGCUGACUGCUAUAUAUUGCUCAAUUUAGUUCUUCCUGAAAUUUCACCUCAUAUGCCAGACUUUAUACAUUUUGCGUUAAUAGUUUGUUGUGAUGAUUUUAGGCCGGAGAUGCGGCUUGCUUUUAUGAUCCAAACCUCGGAAGGCGCCGAGUGGAACACCAUGAUCAUGCUGUGGUCAGCGGAAGACUGGCAGGAGAAAACAUGACAGGCGCAGGCAAACCUUACUGGCACCAAUCCAUGUUUUGGUCAGUGCUAUGAUGGCCUAGCGGCCUUAUAAAGUAAUAAAAGUUUCGGCCGGGUUAGGAUCCAGGCUGGUUUUAUUUGUAAAUUCUCGAGCACAAGUUUUUUUCCUUGUGCCUGUGACUUUACUAACUAACAUAGCAGGCACGAUAGUCUGGAACGAUACUCUUGUGGUGUGCGUGAAAGAAAUACCCAACAAAAUUUUAUCUUGUUUUAAUAGGAGCGAUCUAGGGCCUGAUGUUGGUUACGAAGCUAUUGGAUUGGUAGAUUCUGUGCUACCGACGGUAGGAGUCUGGGCCAAAGCAACCGAAGCUGACACGCCUAAAGCAGUAGUAGAAGCUACAGGUGAAGGCGUCCGCUCAGAAACAGAGGGUGAGGUGAGUCGGUGGAAAAACUUUGUACCUUUUUUGAAUUGGUCAACUAAAACGCCACAGGGGGCUCUCACAAGGUCGCUUACGAGAGCUUCAGUCAGAAACUCAUUGACAAUUCAUGAAGAAAAAACAAAAGAAAGUAAUAUUUAAUGAGUGUCUUUAAAAUUAUCUGAUAUAGACCAGGCUAAGCCUUACGUCCAGUUUGUUUUUAGACCAUUAGCACAGUGCAUUUUCAUUAAAGCGUUGAUUUAUAUGAAUAACACUAAAAGUGGAGGCUGAGUGGUCGCUUACGAGAGUUUAAAAACAAAAGAAAAGUCCAGUUGGGUAAACCCCAAGGUGGUCGCGGUCGCUUCUUCGUUUUUCUUGGAUUUUUAUCACUGACUUAAAGUACUGAAACAUUUUUUCAACCAGGGAUCUGAGCCCUCCCCUGUGGUGCUCACCCAGCCAGCGGCCCCAGUCCCUACCGCGUCGUCAGAGGAGUUUGGUAAAGGUGUUGUAUUUUACAUGAGAGGCAAGCGAGUCGUGGGAGUUGUAUUAUGGAACGUCUUCAACAGAAUGCCCCUCGCCAGAAAGGUUAGUGUGAUUUAGUUGGUAAUGCAUGGUUGGAUCAAUUAAGGUGUCUGGGGAAAGUGCCCACCUACCCCUCUCCUAAGCUAACAUUAACACUUGCUUCUCACUUAGGGCAAAAUGAUGGCGUAGGGGAGGGGUAGGUGGGCAGUUUCCUAGAAACCUUAAGUGAUCCGCAUUGCUCUUUUUGCUCUUUUUCUCUUCAAAGUGUCACCGUCCCGAAUCAAAAGCCAGAAGAAAAUCUGAUGUGGAUUUAAAAAAUAUUUAUUUGGACACUUAUUUGUUAACCGUUUAGUAUUUGACUUUUGUUCGUUCUUUCUUGCUUUGCAGAUUAUUAAGGAGGGAAGAGACCAAGACGAUCUUAAUGAGCUCGCUAAACUGUUUGAUAUCCACAAAAGCUAA